Baudoinia panamericana UAMH 10762 is the source of this 426-nucleotide messenger RNA. RefSeq lists its product as uncharacterized. The transcript has 2 exons. The record is from RefSeq and is a predicted model, not a curated record. Bases 1 to 426 code for a protein of 141 amino acids. Gene Ontology annotation, molecular function: carbon-sulfur lyase activity. NCBI's taxonomy places the organism in Eukaryota, Fungi, Ascomycota, Dothideomycetes, Mycosphaerellales, Teratosphaeriaceae.
AUGCCUGAGGGAGGAUGCUUCUGCGGCAAGACCCGCUACAAGUACACUGGUGAUGUACAGGCAGCUGCGACGUGUCAUUGCCGGGACUGCCAAAAGAUCACCGGCAGUGCCUUCUCCACCAACAUCAUUGUCCCCGGCGACGGAUUCGAAGUACUGGGUGGUAAUCCCAAGAAGCACACCGUGAAGGCCGACAGUGGUAACCAGAUCACCUCCAACUUCUGCCCUGAAUGCGGCUCCACGAUGUGGCGUGAAGGAGACACAUUCGGGACAGCCAAGGUCAUCAAAGUCGGCACGCUGGACGAUCCGAAGGCUUUGAACGACGCGAAGCCCGGGGUUGAGCUGUAUGCGCCAGAGCGUGUGAACUGGGUGAAGCCGGUUGAUGGUGCGGGUCAGAAGCAAGGGAUGCCGGAUAGCCAGGCUGUGUAG